Peronospora farinosa is the source of this 1116-nucleotide messenger RNA. Lineage: Eukaryota; Oomycota; Peronosporomycetes; Peronosporales; Peronosporaceae. The record is from the annotation of a GenBank genome assembly.
AUGCCGUUCAAAAACCAGAGACCAGAGGAACGCGGCAAUGCGUCGGUGUUAGCCGCAGCAUACGAUUUCUACAAUGAGAAGCAGUCCAGUGUCUACACUACACCAGCAAAUGCCAGUAUUCAGAAAGAUAUGACAAGACAUGCCCUGAAGCUGUUGCAAUUGGAGUCGAAGGAAUUGACGCAUUCUACUACAAAGGAUAAUGUUUUCUUUCUGUUAGACUUGGGUGCAGGCUCCGGGUUGAGCACAAAAGCAGCUCAGGAGUGGUUCAGAGAGAGAGAAAUCGCAGUUUUUAUCUUGGCGUUCGACAUCAGUGUGCCGAUGUUGUCUCUAGCUUUACAGGAAGAGGAACAUGAGUCUCACGAGACUCAAGUGUGUGCUGAUUUUUAUUGUGGCAAUGCUGAACAAAAAUUGCCAAUUCGAGACGGACUUCUGGAUGCUGCAAUUGGGAUCUCUAUGUUGCAAUGGAUGCAAUCAGAGGGGCUCGAGAUUUGUUUCUCGUCGCUGUUGAAACAACUUUCUGGUAUGCAAAAUACUCGAGCGAUUUUUCAAGUUUACCCAUCAAGUUUGACGUACGUGGACACUAUGGAGAAGACGGCUUUGCGUGUGGGAUUCAAGCGUGCCGAAAUGUUUGUGUCGUUUCCUCAUAGGACGACGGCAAAAAAGUGGUUUUUCUGUGUCGAAAAGCUGAAGAGCGUAGAAGUGGAUGAACAGGAGAAAUGCGGAAAGAAGCAUGAGCUGUGUUUGUUUGCUAGGCGAUAUGAGAAACGCUGUGUGCUGCAGUGGCUUGGGAAAGAGAGUGAGGGUAUGAACGAGAUUCGGGAGCGAGUUGAGAAGGAGCACGUAAAAACAGCUUGGCACAUUUGGCGGAAAUAUCGACGGUCACUUGUGGAUGAUGUAUCAGCAGCUACACGAUCAAAUAGGUCAGAGGUUGUGCAUGCGAAAGCUCAACAAUCACUCGAGCUUUACCCAAGUGACAAAGCCAUUGGACGGGCAAUGCAGAUACAGUUUGAAGAAAGAGCAGGGAUACUCUCACUUUCGUUUCUGCUCCAGCAUACAGCAGAAGUUGUUGACGUGUUCCACUUGGCUUACACCGAGGCCAAAAAGGCAGAGCUUUAG